This is a messenger RNA of Aspergillus ruber CBS 135680, 609 nucleotides long. RefSeq lists its product as uncharacterized. The transcript has 2 exons. Bases 1 to 609 code for a protein of 202 amino acids. Lineage: Eukaryota; Fungi; Ascomycota; Eurotiomycetes; Eurotiales; Aspergillaceae. The record is from RefSeq and is a predicted model, not a curated record.
AUGCUUAUCGUGCCGCUGACCACAGAAGCCCACUUCGUGGUGGAAGGAAUCGCCAAAGACUUUCUACCAGAUGCCAGUAACUGGACUCUAUGGGCUGAAAGCACAAUCUUGUGCGCAGGCCCGUGGUUGGCGCGUCGAGUGACCAAGUUGAUCAGGCUGUUGGAUGAGAUUCCCAAGGAACAAGAUUUUGAGUGGAACGUCUAUAAAUUCACCCGAUCAAUGAAUCUCUCUCCUAGACACGAAGGAGAUUGGUUAGUUGUCAUCCCCUUGACUGAGGGCGCAACCCUUUCCACUGGAGGUAAACUGUACAAGGGAUUUGCAGCAGUUGUCGAUGAUCGCUGGGAUUUCAGUCCGGGCGUGCCAAUGAUUUUCUUGAGGCCUAAGAUCCUGGUCCCCAGUCCCAUACCUCCACGAAGAGAAUGGAUUUCAACUCAGCUUAAUGAAAAGAAACGAACUCUCCGAGAAGAGAUUAGGGCACUAUUGCCUCAGGUUAGCACUUCGUGGGAUCGCAACACGCACGAAAUAAAGUACUCUAGCGAUGACUUGACCAAGAAGCUGUGCGAGCUGGGAGAUGGCAUAGUACAGGAAACGGUUCUAACCCCCUUCUAA